CCCGCUGCUACCCUGUGUGUGCGGAGGUUGCACGUCCUCCGAGUGCUUUGGGGGUUUCCUCCAGGCACUCCAGUUUCCACCCCCAGUACAAAGACAUGCAUUGUAGGCUGUCCAAAGUGUCUGUAGUGUGUGAACGGGUACAUGAUUGUGCCCUGCGAUGGAUUGUCACACUGUCCAGGGUGUACCCCACCUUGUGCCCCAUACCCCCUGGGACAGACUCCAGGUUCCUUGCGACCCUGUAGAAUAAGCGGUUCAGAAAAUGGAAGGAUGGAUGUAUUAUCUGUCACUAUACUUUUGCAUACCUAAAAAUUGGGUGGUCUGCCACCAAAGGUGCUUUGUUCUAACUUUAAAAAAAAAAAAAUCAGAUAUAGAUGUAAAUAUAAGCUGAACUUCUGAUCUAUCAUCUCAUAUUCAUCUUUUGAUCUCAACCCAAAAUAUCUGCAGUGUAAAGCAAAAAAAUAAGCUAACUUUGCCUUACCGUUCCAAUACUUUCGGAGGGGACUGUACAUGUAAAUGCACAAAACCAUUGGGCAUUUGUGGUUUUGGCAUGGUUUGUGGCAUGGUGCAUGGUUUUGUGUAUGGUACUGGCAACUGUGUAUUGUGUAAAUCUAUGUCCCGCACUUUGUGGAAAACAGAUGAAUUUUGUGUACAGGAAAACAAAUGCAGAUGCCAAGUCCUGCCUACAGACCAUACAAAUGUACAGAGUGGAUAAAAGGUCUCAGAGAAAGUGAGAGAUAGAAUGAGAGAUGGGGAAUGAGAGUGAUUGUUAUAGUAGAGAUAGUCUAGUGAUAGUAGAGAGAGAAACUGAAUAACUGUCAGCUAUAAUUUUGCAAUACAUACAUCUGUUUUUCCAAACUCUUGGAUGUCCAUAGGGAAUUUAUUUCUCAGUCUGUCAUUUGUUUAAGAGAGUGUUCUUGGUCUUGAAAAUGGCACACACUCCAGCACAGUUGCUCAGAGACUAUCUGACUGAGUGGCGGAUACAUCAAAACCGCCUGGUGACCAAAGAAGGAAAUUGCAACAUUGAGUAUUCCAAUGUACAGUACAAAAAAUGGUCCAGUUUCAUGCAAGACAUUUGGACCACUUUAGUGGAGAUCCACUGGACGUUUCUUAUGUUCUUUUUUGUGUCUUCAUUUAUCCUUAGCUGGUUUGUAUUUGCACUUUUUUGGUACUGGGUCGGUGGUACCAAUGGUGACUUGUGGUGGCAAAACCCAUCAGCUAACCACAGUGCAUGUGUGGUUAAUGUCUAUGACCUUACCACUGCCUUUCUGUACUCACUGGAGACACAGACAUUUAUUGCUUAUGGCGUACGAGCCAUUACCACAUUUUGCCCAGGUGCCAUUGCUGUCUAUGUUUUCCAGGUUAACCUUGGUACUAUCAUUCCCUGCUUUUGGGGUGGAGUGGUAAUGGCCAAAAUCUCACUGCCCAUGAGAAGAGCCAAAGCAAUCAUGUUUAGUAAGAUGGCUGUCAUCUGCUCUAGACAAGAUACUCUGUGUCUAAAGAUACGACUGACCAAUCUGCGCAAAUCACUGAUGAUUGGAACCCAGAUAUAUGGCAAGCUUAUUAAAACAACAACCACACCUGAAGGCGAAACCAUCAUCAUGGAUCAGGUCAACAUUGAGUUCACUGUGGAAACUGGGAAUGAAAACCUCUUCUUCAUCUCUCCAUUGACUCUCUACCAUGUGAUAGACAAAACCAGUCCGUUCUUUGAAAUGGCAGUUGACACUCUUCAGCAUCAGGACUUUGAGCUUGUAGUGUUUAUGGACAGUGUUGCUGAAUCCACCAGCUUCUCUUGCCAAGUAAGGACUUCCUACAUGCCUAAGGAGAUCAUGUGGGGCUACCAGUUCCUCCCUAUUAUCUCCCGCAGCAAAGAGGGAAGGUAUCGUGUGGACUUCUCAAACUUUUCUAAAGUAAUGCCCAUAGAUAUACCACACUGUGCCCAUUGCUUUCACAAUGAGAAAGCACAUCAUCACCACUCCGAAGGUGGCACUGACAAUGAGGGCUUUGAAUGUGAUUUGUGACAAUCACAAAACAAAGAUUAACCCUGAAAACAUUGAUAUUUUUGAUUAAAAAAAAAUAUAUAUAUGUACUUGAGAUCUCUGGGGUUACUGAAGGGCAACCAUUUCUUAUACAUUUCUAGCAAGAUUCAUUAAAUGUUUUUUUUUUCAGUCUAGCUGUAUUGCUCAACUGAGUUACCAAUUUAAAGCUGACACUUGCAACAUUCGGUUGAUUGCUCUAUUUUUUUUUUGUUUGUUUUGUAAGAUUGUAAGAAGACUGCAUAUAUGUGUAUUUUACUUAAAAUGUGUAUAAGAUAAAAUUAUGUAUUAUGUUAGAAGUUGCGGUUUUUAAUGGCAUUUCCCCCAUUAAAUCAUUGGUUGAUAAAAGCUC
Messenger RNA from Ictalurus furcatus (blue catfish), 2385 nucleotides. Its product is annotated as ATP-sensitive inward rectifier potassium channel 1-like. Gene Ontology annotation, cellular component: plasma membrane. The transcript has 2 exons. The record is from RefSeq and is a predicted model, not a curated record. Lineage: Eukaryota; Metazoa; Chordata; Actinopteri; Siluriformes; Ictaluridae. Gene Ontology annotation, molecular function: ATP-activated inward rectifier potassium channel activity. Bases 927 to 2018 code for a protein of 363 amino acids. Gene Ontology annotation, biological process: regulation of monoatomic ion transmembrane transport; potassium ion import across plasma membrane.